Fusarium venenatum is the source of this 921-nucleotide messenger RNA. RefSeq lists its product as uncharacterized. The record is from RefSeq and is a predicted model, not a curated record. NCBI's taxonomy places the organism in Eukaryota, Fungi, Ascomycota, Sordariomycetes, Hypocreales, Nectriaceae. Gene Ontology annotation, molecular function: protein binding.
AUGGUGUUCCAGCAUGACUUUCUAUUUUCAGUAGCUAUUUCUGGAGAGUACAGCGACUUUACACUGGUUUGUAACGAUCGUGAAUACAAGCUGCAUCAAGUGAUUGUGUGCCCACAGUCAUCGGUAAUAUCGGCUGCUCUCUCUGGUGGAUUUCAGGAAGCUACAACGAAAAUUCUCACUGUGAACGAGUUCGAUAUCAGUACCGUCCAAUACAUGAUAGCGUUUCUCUAUGCAGGAGAGUACCAAAUCCAUUCUAAAAGGGCGAAAAAAUCCACUUCCGACGAUGCACACAACCAGGACGACACAGAUGAAGCGUCGCAGUAUUCUAUAAAACAACCUGAAGAUGAAACUGUCGAUGAUCUGAUCUCUCAUCUACGCGUCAACGCAAUUGCCGACUACUAUAAUAUUCAAAAGUUGGCUCAACUCGCAACCUCAAAGAUUCAAGCCAUCCUGGACAAAGGUCAAAGCGCCGAGGUAUUUCCACAAAUUAUUCAAGAAGUGUCAACUUCAAACAGAGAUCCUGACAUCGACUCAAUUAUCGCUUCAGCCGCGGUUGCACAUAUUGAGGAACUCUGCGAGUUGGAAGCCUUUCAGGACAUGGAGUUCGACGACGACCUCACUGUGGAAAUGUUUCGUGCUUGUGCCAAAAGGAUAAAUGCACUUGAACGUCGUUUGGACGAUGCGCAUCAGAAUGUUGUGACAUACCAGGAACUUCGAGACGACGAAAAAAAAGCGAAAGAAUUCGUCAUCGAGCAAAUGGACAAGUCUAUGGACUUGCUAGGCGAAACGGACGGAUGCCGAAAUUGCAAUGAAAACUUUGGCUGUUACUUUGAGAAAAGGGGUCCGGAGUGGCAACCUUUUUAUCUCUUACGCUGCCAAAAUUGUCGCUGUCGACAUAAGGUCCCCGAUGAAAGCUCUUAA